Messenger RNA from Arabidopsis arenosa, 1194 nucleotides. The record is from the annotation of a GenBank genome assembly. NCBI's taxonomy places the organism in Eukaryota, Viridiplantae, Streptophyta, Magnoliopsida, Brassicales, Brassicaceae.
GAAAUUCAACUUCCUCAAAAACCCUAGCUUCCUUCUUCUUCAUGGAUCAUCAUCAUCAACAACAAUCCGAUUCACCUAUAGAUGAACCCACAAAUUCAUCUUCAUCAUGGAGUUUUGGUAAUCUAAUCAAAACCCUAGCGACAAAAUCCGAAUCUGUAAUCGGAUCUUACCGUCGCGAUUUCGAGGAAUUCGGAUCCGAAUUGAAGAAAGAAACCUCAAUAAUCCGACGAGUAGCUUCGAGAUUACCUGAUUCUCUCGAGAUCGGAGCCGCCGUCGCUUCGGAAUCUCUCGAAUCGGUUGGUCAAGUUAUCGACGAUAUCGGCGCCACCGUGUGGAAAUCAACGGCUAAGAUUAUUUCUCAUGGUAAGGAAUCUCUAAAACCAGAUCGUGACCGUACAAAUCAGGGUUUAUCUGUGAAACCCUAUAGUCGUUUUGAGAUGAUGUUACUUGCGAUACAAUCUGAUAAAGGCACGUUUGUUAGAGAACCUGAUGAUUUAAGUGAUUUUGAGAAUUGGAGUUUAGGGUUUAAGUUAGAGGAGAAAAGGAAUGAGAUUGUUGAUUUAAUUAAUGGAAACAAAGGUGUUAAAGAGAUCUAUGAGGAGAUUGUUCCUGUUGAAGUUGAUGCUGAGACUUUUUGGAGGAGGUAUUUUUAUAAAGUGUAUAAGCUUGAGCUUGUAGAAGAAGCUAGAGUUAAGCUUGUGAAGAGAGCUAUUUCCGGUGAAGAAGAUGAGGAUUUGAGCUGGGAUCUUGAUGAGAAAGACAGUGAGAUUGGUUCAGAGAAUGUGGUAUUGGAGGAGGAGAAGGUAGAGAGCAGAGAGGUUUCGUCUAAGGACAGUGAUUAUUCGGUGAUUUCGACACAGCCAUCGUUACCUGAAGUUGAAGAUCUUGGGUGGGAUAAGAUGGAAGAAGAUGUCAGAAGCAAUGAGGAGAGGAGUUUGGAGGUUGGUCAAGGGAUUGUGGAGAGAUCGGGUUGGCGAAGACGGGUUAGUGUAGCGGUAGAGGAAGAAGAGGAUUUAUCUUGGGAUAUUGAAGAUGAAGAUGAUGACUCUGUUCAUCAACAAUAGAUAGAGAAUACUUGUGUUAUAGAAGAGGCAAGAUUUAGUGUGAUCACAGUUAUUAAGUGUGAUCAAUACAUAUACAAUUCUUCGAUUUGUAUAGUCCUCUGCUCUAGUGAAUUAAAUCGAAUGUUUUUAA